Diceros bicornis minor is the source of this 2130-nucleotide messenger RNA. RefSeq names its product GDP-L-fucose synthase (gene GFUS). The transcript is spliced from 10 exons. Gene Ontology annotation, molecular function: GDP-L-fucose synthase activity. The record is from RefSeq and is a predicted model, not a curated record. NCBI's taxonomy places the organism in Eukaryota, Metazoa, Chordata, Mammalia, Perissodactyla, Rhinocerotidae. The coding region runs from base 618 to 1808 and encodes 396 amino acids. Gene Ontology annotation, biological process: nucleotide-sugar biosynthetic process.
GAGCCCUGAGGGGUACCGGGACCCCAGGGGUGUGGGAGCAGUCCAGCCGCGGUGGGUUCUCCCCACGGGCCUGCUGCUGGACUGCCCGCGCGGUCAGGAACAGCAGAUGUCUGGGCAGGGCCCUCUCCUGACGGGGCUGGCCGUGGGGCCCUCGGCGGAGACGGCAGAGCCGUCCUGUAGCUGCCAGCACAGAUUUCCAGCCCCCAGGAUAGGGUCCUCGGGGGUGGUGGCGCCCCAAAGCCUGUCCAGUUCUGAGCCGGAAGCGCGACCUGCCCAGUAGGAACCAGGCUCGCGAAGGCUCUCUGGGACCAGCCUGCCGCGAGUGGGCACCCGGCUGCAAGCACAGGCGCCAGCCCUUCCCCGCCUGUAGCAUAUGGGCUUUGGCUGGGAGCAGCCCUGACGAUCUGGGUCAGGAGCCCCCAGCUCGAAGGUUAUCUGCUUCCCUUCUUGUCAGCCAAAGGGGAGCCGAAGGUACACUUUCUUGGCCCAGUGGGGGUCGUGGAUUGGGCCUGCAGGGUGGAGUUUGGGAUCAGGCUCUCUUGGUGGGGUGGUAGCCCCAAGGCCCCUGUGCAGCUUUAGGCGGAGCGCUUCCUAGGGAAUGUGGCUGGGAGGAGGUGAUGACUCAGGCCAGCUGGAUCUCUCUGGUCCCCAGCAGGCCAUCUCCCCUCCCUGGGGGCCUCAUCUUGUGCCACUUGCCCCAGGGGCCAGCCCUUGGACAGUUGUGGGACCCAGUGCUGAGAGCGGUGACCCCAGGCAGUGGCAUCUCAGGGGAAUGGGGUGGUGAUGGAAGGGAGCAUGAUGGCCUCAGCCUCACACCAUUUGGCCUUACAGCUGCAGCCAACAUGGGUGAGCCCCAGGGGUCCAUGCGGAUCCUAGUGACAGGGGGCUCUGGGCUGGUGGGCAGAGCCAUCCAGAAGGUGGUAGCAGAUGGGGCCAGGCUGCCUGGAGAGGACUGGGUAUUCGUCUCCUCCAAGGAUGCUGAUCUCACGGAUGCUGCACAGACCCGAGCCCUAUUUGAAAAGAUCCGGCCCACACACGUCAUCCAUCUUGCUGCAAUGGUGGGGGGCCUGUUCCGGAAUAUCAAAUACAAUUUGGAUUUCUGGAGGAAAAAUGUGCACAUCAACGACAACGUCCUGCACUCGGCUUUUGAGGUGGGCGCGCGUAAGGUGGUCUCCUGCCUGUCUACCUGCAUCUUCCCUGACAAGACCACCUACCCUAUUGACGAGACCAUGAUCCACAACGGGCCUCCGCACAGCAGCAAUUUUGGCUACUCCUACGCCAAGAGGAUGAUCGAUGUGCAGAACAGGGCCUACUUCCAGCAGCAUGGCUGCACCUUCACCGCUGUCAUCCCCACCAAUGUCUUUGGGCCCCAUGACAACUUCAACAUCGAGGACGGCCACGUGCUGCCAGGCCUCAUCCACAAGGUGCACCUGGCCAAGAGCAGCGGCUCAGCCCUGAUGGUGUGGGGUACGGGGAAGCCGCGAAGGCAGUUCAUCUACUCACUGGACCUGGCCCGGCUGUUUAUCUGGGUCCUUCGGGAGUACAAUGAAGUGGAACCCAUCAUCCUCUCAGUGGGUGAGGAGGAUGAGGUCUCCAUCCAGGAGGCAGCCGAGGCUGUGGUGGAGGCCAUGGACUUCCACGGGGAGGUCACCUUUGAUACAAGCAAGUCGGACGGGCAGUUUAAGAAGACAGCCAGUAACGGCAAGCUGCGGGCCUACCUGCCUGACUUCCGGUUCACGCCCUUCAAGCAGGCUGUGAAGGAGACCUGCACCUGGUUCACAGACAACUACGAGCAGGCCCGGAAAUGAAGUGCGGUGGUGGGAGCAGCGCCGGCUGCCCCCCGAGGCCCCAGGGGCCCCUCAGCUGGCAAAGCCCAGUAGCAACUACCCUCAGACCCUGCCAGAGUCGAGGGCACUGCCCAGCAACCUGGGCUCACGUUCCACCCCUUCUGCCAGGGUGGCUCCGGGCGGCUGCCCAGCAGGACCACCAGUCAUGUGCAUCCUCAGGGAAACCAAGGCCUGGCCAGGCGGGGCACCUCGCUCCCCAAUGCUGGUCCUUGGGUCCUGAGUGUGUCCCCUUCUGAUCCUGCUGUCCUGCUCCCUGGGAGCCAAUAAAGUGCAUUUUCACAGG